AUGGCGCUUAGCUCGCUCCCUCGGUUCAUGACAGUCCUGGUCUUGGCGGCUGCCGCGAUCGUGCAGGCGCCGCAGCGUACGCUGGUGGCGGCAGCGACAACGACAACGACAUCCAGUGCCGUGGACGUGUGCGAGGACAGCAACCUUGCUUGUGCCGAGGAUACCGUGUGCUCUGCAUGCAGGGAGACCGCGAGCUCGAAUACGGACGGUUUCCAGCAGUGCAUCGCCAACUACGUCUACUCAGCAUCCAUUUGCACCAACCAAGAUACCGUGUGCUCUGCAUGCAGGGAGACCGCGAGCUCGAAUACGGACGGUUUCGAGCAGUGCAUCGCCAAUUACGUUUAUUCAGCAUCCAUUUGCACCAACCAAGCGGCCCAGGCGUGCUGUCAGGCCGAGGCAUCAUCCACCGACUGCCUCGCGAACAAGUUCUACGUAGCCUACUACGACUGCCGCCUCGUCAACGACGUAGUAGGGGAGGAGUGCACGGGACUGUCAUGCGCAGCCGUGGGGACCUCGGCGCCGACUCCAGUGGGCGGCGUUGUCGACCCCACCAUGUCGCCUACGGUCGUGGAUGACGACCCUACGGCAGUGGAUGCCGACUGGGCGGCGCGAACGGUGCCUCUUGGAGUCAAGAACACCGCUGUCGCCGCUGUGUUUGCGACGGCCGGGCUUUUGGUGGCGCUGCCUGCUGCCCUGAUCUAGUUUGAGAGCGUGUGCACACGCUUAUUAGUAUUGGUCCUUUCGCGUUUUGUGUGGGUACCCCCAUUGGUAGACUUGUUUCGGCAAAAAAAGAAGAUCAUUUGGUGCCUCUUGACGCUUUUUUGUAUGCCUCGUUGUUGUCAUGUUGGAGUUUUCAGCCCCGAUUCGUUUGUCUUGGCAUCUGCGGCAACUGUUACAGUAUUUGUCUUUUGCGUUUUUUUGUGUGGGCACCCUCGUUGUUCGACUUGUUGGGGAAAGAAAAAAAAAUGGAAUUUUGGUGCCUUUGACGCUUUUCGUAUGCCUCGUUGUCGUCGGCAGGGCUUAGCAGCUAGGGCAACUGACUGUAGUGUACCAACAGAUUGUUGCUUGAGAGCAAUCCCUUUUUUUUGUUGUUGUGUGCAACGAGUCUUUCGUUCCGAAAGGAGCAGCAUUGGAGCAAGAGGCUCUUACAGUCGCUUGGGCUGCUCUGUUUUUUGUCUUGGCCAAUCAACCGCGUCACUUUGAGGUCGGUGAUUUUCACGCCCGCGGUAGGUUUGAGCAUCACUGUCGACGAGCCUUUCCCCCUACGCCUUGGCACGGGACGGACAGUGUUCGUACUCUCCUGGCACUUAUAUGGGUUUCACGCUUACCUUGGGUAUGAAUAGGAGGGAUGAACUUUGGGCAACGCUAGAGGGCCUGAGUGGAGGCUGAUAGUGCCGAGCGUUAUGGGUGUGAGCGUGUGCGGCUACCUUUGGGUGCUGUGUGAUUAUCUGUCUCCUCCUUAUCGUGUUGAACAGCAGCGUGGUUCUUAAACCACCCCUUUGGGGACGCUGUGGGUGCGGAGGAUUGUUAAAGUACAUCGCGCGCCAAGUCGCGCGUAUGCCUUGCUUGGAAGAUCGUAGGUGCUCCAGCAGCCAACGGGGGUUCAGAGCUGCUGCUGCUGCUCUCUUUGUGUGCGUUUGUGUCAAAAACUGUCCCUUGCUCCGCUUGAUUCCAGUUAUUCCAUCCACUUUAUCGUAAUCGCAUGAACCCGAGUUGAUCAAGUCCCAAAUUUAGCAAGUCCAAAUUUUAGUAGUGCAUUUUGUGGAUGGCAUACACAAGGUGAAGGUUGUGUGUGUAGCGGGGGGUUCGCCCCGUCCCCUUAGGAAAACGCUGACGGACGCCAGCACGUUCCUCUGAGAAGCAAUGGCGAAGUGUCUGCUUGGUUGUAGUUUACCAUCCGUGCGUCGUGUUGACGUGGUCAGUUCGUUGUGUA
Ectocarpus siliculosus is the source of this 1933-nucleotide messenger RNA. NCBI's taxonomy places the organism in Eukaryota, Phaeophyceae, Ectocarpales, Ectocarpaceae. The record is from the annotation of a GenBank genome assembly.